AUGGACCAACUGCAAACCCCCAAAGUUCAAAAUUCAACAUCAGAUAAUGAUUCACUCGCUGAAGAAGAAAGAGUUUUUGACUUCGGCGAAGAAGAUGAUGCUUCAAACUACUACGAUUCGACCAUUCCUCCCUCCGUCUACAGAGAGUACGGUGGCGAAGAUUACUCACAAUAUCUCAAAGAUGACGAUGAUCCUCAGGAAGCCAUGCAAAAUGCUGAUGGAACGUACCCAGGGAACUACCCUCUCGAUCCAAGUCAGCAGUUAUACUCAAUGAAACCUCAGUUCCCUGAUGACGAUGGCAAAAAUGUGUACGAUACCAUUCAAGAUGCUACAGUUGAAACAAGCUCACAGAGAGAAUAUCAAAUGAACCAGCAACCUAUCACGACAACAGGAAACGAUGGUUCAGAAAAACGGUCAUUUGGCAGGCAAAAUAAAAUGGGUCAAAAAAUUAAAGAUCGAAUCGAGAAAGCCGUCAACACAUUAAAACAAAGAUCAAAAGUAAAUUACGUUUACAUCCACAAUGUUCAAGCCCCUGAUGACACUGGUAAAAUAUACAACUUCAGUUUUGCCGAUUCGAAGAUGGGAAGUUCAUUAGCCGCCAUGCUACAGGAACAAGAACAAACAACACCAAGUGGAGACAACACAGAAGAAAACGCAGACAGUGGAAUAGGUCUGGAAAGUCAGUCGGAUUCCAUAGUAGAUCUCGGUCUCGAGAGAUCCGGCUGGUGGAAUUUAGGCACUUUAUCUUCCGCAACAUCGUCCACGGCAUCAUCCAAAGUUAAAAAACAACAGAAGCAGAAUGCAAAUGAUUCUAAAUUAAAAAGCAAACUACCAUCAUCAACAAAUAAUACAAACAGGAACCCUGCAAUAGAAAAAGAUCUCAUGCCAACAAACCAGCAGCCGAUAACAGGAACAACAAAGAAGGCCGACAACGCGUGGAAGAAGUUUACAGAUACGUUAAACAGAAACAAAUCGGGAAAAUCAAGCACAGAGGAAAAUAGAAGCAGCUAA
This is a messenger RNA of Helobdella robusta, 1011 nucleotides long. RefSeq lists its product as hypothetical. NCBI's taxonomy places the organism in Eukaryota, Metazoa, Annelida, Clitellata, Rhynchobdellida, Glossiphoniidae. The record is from RefSeq and is a predicted model, not a curated record. Bases 1 to 1011 code for a protein of 336 amino acids. The transcript has 3 exons.